Messenger RNA from Amoebophrya sp. A25, 889 nucleotides. NCBI's taxonomy places the organism in Eukaryota, Dinophyceae, Syndiniales, Amoebophryaceae. The record is from the annotation of a GenBank genome assembly.
GGCCAGUGCGUUUUUGUGAAGGUGUCGUGUGUAGUAAGUAGUUGAUUAGUAGACAUCCGUACAUUUCCUCUUCGUUCAUCUGCAUGCUUUUUUUUUGAAAUUUAUACGUAGGUUGUGGAUAAUGACUGGAAGCCACCGAACCUGAUUAAUGCAGAAAGACACGGGAAAGUCGGUAGAAUUGUUGAAACACGACCAUUUUGACACGGAAACACAAUUUUGACUUUGAGCCAGCGAGUAAGAGUACCAAAAAUCGAAACAGAACGAGGCUGCAACGAUGUGGUCUUCGCGUGUCUUCUUGCGCUCGUCGCUAGUGCCGGCCCUUUUCUCUAGUGCCAGCGCAUCCGCAUUGGCAAGCCUGACCCAGUACUGGAUGGAUUAUUUGUUUCCGGAGAGUCGUGGUCCUCCGAGUGUGAAAGUACUCGUUACCGGAUUAAACGGUGAGUGCCUACUGGAAACGACGCUCGAUGCUGACGCGAAUAUCGCCGAGGUGGUGGCUCAGUGGCAUGAACAAAACCCGGAGAAGGGCGACAAUGCUUAUGACUUGAAAAUACUGGAAAGCGAUGGGCUAACGAUUUUGGAUCCGUUGGCGAAGUUGCACGAAUUGUUGGAGGUAAGGCGGGUCGUUGAGUUUCAGAUCGAAGAGAAAGGGAACAAUGAGAACUCGCGAGGGAGCGCUACCACUACUAGUAGUGAUAACUUUGCAGUUGCACCACCACAAGAAGGUAGAAAUAAGGGAAGAGGACAAAAUCCCGCGGGCGUAUUGUUGAGGUUGACUGGGGUAAUUGUGCAGGGAGACCUUAUUCCUCCAGCAGAAGUCGAUCAUGAGGACUAUCAGAAACGAUGGGAUGACUUUACCUCCCCAUUCUUCGCAGGACUCUCAUGGUUAUGA